AUGGAACAUUUCCUUGUCUCUCUGUACUUUCCAGAUAACACAGAAAGCACACAUGGCACUGCUCAAGAGUUUUGGUGCUGUCACUGUGCCCAGAACCAACAGAGCCUGUUUCAGCAGCAGAACCCUGGUUUGGAGCAGCAGUCUGGGGCUCCUGGACAGUCUGGGGCCCCUGGAGAAUUUGGAGCCCAAACGCAUGUCCUAGGUUUGAAUAGAGAGCUGCUAGAAUGGACUCUCAGCAUGUGUGACCUGUCUGAACCUGCGGGGGCAGCAGAGCACUUUAUACAGAUGGAUGUGGUUCGAGCCAAAGGGGAGCUGGAGGAGCGGAGCCAGAGAGUCCAGUGUGUCAGCAGUCAGAUACCCCUGGAUGAUGCAGUUUUACAAAGGGCCCUGAGUGAGCUGCAGCAACAGCACCACCAGCUGGAGGUCCUGAGCCAACUGAAAGAGUCCUGCCUCAAACACAAGCACUGGAGGGCCAUUCUUAGAGGCAUUGGUCUGAGUCAUGUUAAAGAGCACAAUUUGACUGUAGAGCAACUGUUGUCCCAAAGACAAGAACAACACCAGUCUGUCCUUAAGAAGAUUUUCCGGGAUGCCAAGGCAGAGCACAACAUGGAGUGUGAUUUCCAAAAGCUCCAAAAGCAAUGGUCUGAAAAACUUCUCACGCUGUCACCUUUCCCAGUCUCCUCUGCAAAACCACAGGGGGAGGGAGGGUCCAGAGAGGAGCACACCUGGACAGUCAUGGAUAUUGAAGUCCACCUUGCACAGAUUCACUUUGAUUUGGCCAUUUUAUCCAACAUGUUUAAGUCCCUGUAUAGUGAGGACUUCAGAGCAGAGUUGAACCACUGGCUGCAGUUACUGCAUGAUCUUGAAAAUAUCCUUUAUCUUCUUAAACGGUUUCAGCAAAUGUGGACAUAUUUGACCAUACUGUUAAAAACUUCAUCUAUGAGCAUCUUACACACUGAAUUGCUGACGCUGUUCAAACCAGUGGAUUCAAAAUUUCUGAAAAUUAUGGCUCAUAUCUCCAGGGACCCUCAUGUUAUGAGUCUCGUUUCAAACCACCGCGCCCAGAGCCUCCCUGGUGAUGACCUUUUCAAGUCUCUCACUUCAGGACUGUCUACGAUGGACAUCAUUACCAACCAGGCCGUGCAGCUCUUGGAUUCCGUCCGCAGCCAGUGUUCCCGUCUGUGGUUCCUGAGUGACAGAGAACUCAUCUUGGUAUUGUCCACACCCCCUAGCCCGUCCUCCAUGCUCCCCAUUAUUUGCAAGCUUUUUAGAGGGGUACAGGAGCUUGAAUGUAGAGAUAUUGAUACUAGUUUCAAUAGCCAAGCCACACUGGGAGUUCUAAGUCAUCUCCAAGAACGCCUUACAUUUGUAUCUCCAGUAGAACCUUGUCUCAACCCUACGGAUUGGCUAUCUGACUUUGAAAAGAAGCUUCACUUGACCAUGGUAGAAUGUAUGAGAAAGUGUUCCAUUGUUAAGGAACAGCUUGGACCUCCUGAGGAAGUUAUGUCUGAUGACGGACGAUUGGUAGACACAAAGCUUUCUAAUGAUAUCGCUAAACAGAUUAAAAUCAUGCUAGGAUUGCUGGCAACACAUCCCAGUCAGUGCCUGGAGGUGGCGGAAGAGGCCAAGUGGUGCAGCGUUGUUGAGGACACUUUCCCAAAUCCUGUGAAAAUCAAAAAAAUUGAAUUCUACCUGAGAAGCAGAGUGGCAGAGCUUGGGCGUAUCAUACGGGAUAGAGAAAUGCUACAGAAAACUGGUGCCUGGCUUGUGCUAGACUCUGCAGAUUUGCUGUCUGAAAAAGUUUCUACAACUUUAGGGCAGUAUUUGGUUGAAAUUCAGGAGUCUUUCUCCAAAAUAACAAAUAAAAGCACAUUUACUUUCAAUCCUAAGUGUAAAGUCACUGUAGCUGGCAAACAAGUCCCUGCUUUUUACAACUAUGGCUGCAUUAUGGUUCCAUCUAAAGCACAAACACGUAACUUUCCAGAAGAGCUCCGAGCUGCUUCCAGACCAGUCGCCUUAAUUCAACCAGACUACAAGUUCAUCGCCGAAGUCAUGCUCACUUCCAUGGGUUUUGUAGAUGCCAAGUACCUGAGUCAACGUCUGGUCUCGUUCAUCACUUUUGCAAAGGACUGCUUGUGUCUGCCUGGCUGCAAAACCCCAAAUGAUAACUGUCUUUUCCUCAUCUUACAAAAUAUAAUUACCUCUUCCGAACCAUACUUAGAACAAUCCAGGAAGCAGAGAAACAUAAAAGAAGACAAUGGGGCAAUGCUCACAGUGCAGCGUUUCAUAGAGGAAGACGCUGUCUGCAAAUCAAUCCUUUUGGUCCUCCUUCCUUGGACUCACGAGCUGAACAAAGCCCGAGACUUCCAACAACUUCUCAGGGACACAUUCCCGGUAGUUUGCCAGUUUCCAUCGCUAGAACAUUACCUUGAAGAACACGAAAAGUCUGCAGUAAAAAAUGCAAUUUUAGAAGUAUUACAAACAAACUAUUUACAGCCUGAUGUGGAAAUACUUAACAAUGCAUUUACAGUUUACCAACAUCUGAAAACUGGGAAAGCUGUGAUACUUAGUGGUCCUAGUGGCAGUGGAAAGACCAGCUGCUACUCAGUUUUGGCUAGUGCUCUCAAUUUGAUGGCCAACAAAUCAGAAAAACAAGGGUUAACCUCGAGAUUUUUUGUGAAGCCUGUAGUUUUGUUUCCAAAUUCAAUGUCUUGCGAAGAACUGCUUGGCUUUGACUAUGACCACAGAGGCUGGCAGGAUGGUGCACUCACAACUUUGCUGAGAACCUGUGGAGAUGCAAAAGGUCUGGUGAACUGGCUUGUGCUGGAUGGAGAGGAACCAAGGAACCGAGCUGAGGAUUCAAGCUGGGUGGACAUCAUAGCCACACUGUGUCACUCUCCUGAUGCGUUCAUGUGCCUGGCCUCAGGGGAGUACCUCAUAUCUUCACAAGAACAUCUAAAGUUUCUCCUUGAAUUAAGUGAUCUAAGCACUGCCAGUCCUUCAGUCGUAACAGCAUACAGCCUGGUCAAUUUCAAAGGUGUUGAGCUAUGGAGGUCUGUUUGGAAGAGUGAAAUGGACAAGUUCUACCAAAAACAUGAUCUAAACAAUGUUGUGUCACAAAUGUGGAAGAAUUUGGCUGAAGAUCUAUUUCCUGCUACACUGCAAUUACUAUAUCAAACUUGUAUGUCACCUGCCAUCCAUACUGAAUCUUCUAGAAGGCCUCCAGAAGGACUUCAAGAAAUCACAUCCUUUUUCCGCAUCUUUAAAGCCCUUGUCCAACACUUUGAAGUAUGCCUAGAUGUCCACGAUCCUGGAGAUGCAGAAGAGACUGACAGCAGAGACAUUGCUCCACACGGAUCCUACUCAACCUUGACCAGUGGAGAAAAUUAUGUAACUAUGUUAGGAAAGAACUGUUUUUUGAUGGCCUACAUCUGGGGCUUUGGUGGACAUCUUCAUCCCAGUUUGUGGCCCCGUUUCCAGUGCGUUGUUCGUGAAGUUCUGGUAAAUAGCCGGUACCAGAUCCAAGUUCCUGAAGGAGAGUCUGUCUUUGAAUACUUUGUGACCUCAGACAGACGUGUGUGUCUACAAACCACCGUACUCACCAGUAAAAUCUCCCCCAAGUAUGGGGUUUAUACACACCUUCUGAACAUCAUGUUGGAGUCCAAGCAGCCGGUUCUUCUGAUGGGGGAACCCGGUUCUGGAAAGAGCACAAUGUGCAGGAGUUUGCUCAGUUUCAGGAGACCAUGUGUGGGUCUGAGUGGCAGUGCUGUCCUGGGCUCAUCGGACCUGAUCACUGUGUUUCAGAGCAUUAUGCCCACAACCAACCUGCUGCUGUUUGUGGACGAUCUACACCAAGCAACCACUGAUACAGCUGGUACAAUAUCUCCCACUUUAGAAGUUCUGCGGGAAAGCAUGUCAACAGGAGGUGUGGUCCUGUUUGAUGCCUCUGUCCUCCGGCCCGUGACCACCAGGGGCAUCUCGUACCUGUGCUCCAGCUGUGCGCCUCCCCACAGCCCCCCACUCUCCCCCCGCCUCACCCGCCUUUUCUCCACCUUCACACUGCCCGCCCUAUCUGUCAACGUCAUACUCUCUCUGCACUCCCCCAGCCUGCAGCUAUGGAUGCAGCCUCUUCUCCCAAACCCUUCAGAAGUGGCGUCUUGGAUUGUCUCUGCUACUUAUAAUCUGUAUUUAGAAUUGCAGGAGCAUUUCGGGCAAUACCUGUUCUCCAUUCACGAUUUGCAGAAAGUGUUCCAAGGAAUGACUCUUUGGCAAUGCAAUGGUCCCAAUAGAGCUACAGCUUUGACUGAAACAACUUCAGUCAUGCUAAACAUCGUAAAACUGUGGCUACAUGAGUGCAAGCACACAUUUAUGGAUAGAAUGUGUGAACAAUGUCAAAGUUCAAAUAUGGAGAAAAUUCUGGCUGAUAUCACCACCGCUCAUUUUGGGAGCAUGUUAGAAGAAGCACAAGUGUUGGAAUGUCCAGAAAACUUUCUCGGAAGAACUCGAACUGCGGGUGGUGUAAAAGGUCUAAUUUUGGAGUAUGUGAGACAUUCAGAUGUGGUAUACAGUCCUGAACUGCCUGCUUUUCUAAAGACAGAGACUAACAGGAUCAACUCAAGGCAACUUGCUUACAAAGAGUAUACGGUUGAUGUUCUUACUGAAUCCCUCCAAAAUUUCCUUGACAAAAAGACUUCCGACGAUCACAGUGACGUCCCCUAUGGCUUUCUCCGUGCAUAUGCAGUGCACCAGCAGAGAGGGCGGCAGCUGGCACACAUCUUCCGUGCCCUGCUCAUACCCGGAGCUCACGCAGUACUCAUUGCCUCGGACACAGGCACCGGGCGUCGAUCCACCGCCCGCUGUGCCGCCCUGCUCUCCGGGUCGGAUCUGCUGGAGAUCCACUCUGCCAACGAACAGGAGCUGUGGGCACUGCUGAGAGAGGCAGGAGACAGGAGCCGGGUGAACGGGGCCAGAGUGGUGGUUCUGGUGCACGAGGAUGUGAGCGUGGAUGUGAGAGAGCGCCUCCUGGUUUUCAUGGCACAGGGCCAUCCAGGCUUGCAUACGCAGGAGCAGAUAACACAGCAUAUUGCCACAAUAACCAGCGACUUGUCACAUCGGUACCGUCUGGACCAGUGGAUGUUAGACAAGUUCCUGGGCCAAACCCACAAGAAUGUUCAUGUGGUUAUGCUGCUGCCGCAUAGCUGUACUGGCCACGUCCCCUCCAGACUGUGCAGUAGCCAGAUGAGGGCAGCAGUUAGGCGCAGCUGCUGUGUGGAGUUCUAUAAGCCAUGGUCCUACCAGUCUCUGCUGUCCACUGCACACUGCUGCCUCCAGACCAGUGCAUACAUAGGAGGGUCACUGAGCAGUGUAGCAGAAGCUAUGGCCCAGCUCUGCCUGUGUGCCCGUCAGUACGCCUCUUCUCUGCUCAGCUACCAGCCCUUCAGUCCAUCCUCAUACUUGCAGUGUGUGGGCCUCUUCUGUGAGCUGUUCACCCUGCUGCAGAAGAGAGCCCUACACCACACCCACCGAGUGGAAGCAGCCGUGUCCCGUCUGGAGGAGAUGACCAACAUGGCCUUGGAGAGACUGCUCACACAGAGGAAGAAGGUUCAAGCUAUACAAAAGGAGGAGGAGGCGGUGCUCAGGGCCCUCACAGUGCAGGAACAGAGUCUGCAGGAUGCCCAGCGCAGUGCACACGUGGAGGAGGCUCUUCUCACUCAGCUGGAGAAGAACAUCCAACACACCCAGCUGAAGGUGCAAGAGGCUCUGGAUGCUGGUGUGAGGAAGGUGACCAGCCUAGAUCUCGGUGCUCUGGAGGAGGUGCGGGGUUACAGGGACCCCCCUCAGCCUGUGGUAAUGGUGUUGGACGCGGUGUGCCUGCUGUUCAAUCACCCCCCAGGUUGGGACAGUGCUAAGUACCUGCUCAGCCAGAAAGACUUCUUUCAGGAGCUGGAAUACUUUGACCACUGCAGUGUGCCCACACAGCAGCUGCACAAACUGGGUACACUGGUGCGCAGCCCUGCUUUUGACCCAGAGUUGGUGCGCGAGGCCUCUCAGGCUUGCGAGUCGCUCUGCCGCUGGGUGCUGGCCGUGUACCAGUGCUGCAGGCUGCACAAGCACGUGGAGAAGAGCCGACACCUGGAGGGAGAGGCCACAGCUGCCCGAGAGCGCCUCCAUGUGGCCCGGAGACAGAAAGAGGACGCAUGUAGCCAGCUGACAACACUGAACGUGCAACUCCACUCUGUACAAGAGCGGCUCCUCACCCAAACAUCUGAGCUCGAACAGGCCGAGCAGCUUCACAGAAAGGCCACCUGCUCUGCGGACCAACUAGGGACAUAUGUGACUGUGUGGAAGGAGCAGGCAGCUGUGACCCUUGCGGCCCUGCCAGGAGAUGCCCUCCUCACUGCAGCUGCACUCUCAUACCUGGGCCCAUUUGGUUCGCACACUCGCUGUGAGCUGGUGACAAAAUGGAGAGCUCUGUGUGAGACAGGCAGGAUGUGCCCCUUGCGAGAGGACCCCAGGGGGACUAUGUAUUCUCUGAGUGUCAGUGAUGCCUGUGGCCCCUGCUCUCCUCUUCUGCCUGUGUCACCCCUCGCACAGGGGCCCCUGGCUCGAGCCCUGGGUCUGAGCGAGAGACAGCUACAGGGGGAGUCCCUCUCCAGUCUCCUGCUCACCCUGUUUCUCAGCACCUGCACCCACAACUGUCUGCAGCGCUGCUCUCUGCUGGUCGACCCCGACCACCGCUUAGACCCCUGCUCCCCCCACAGCUGGUUCAGAGGAGACUGUAUGAUGGUCAUGAAGACGUUUGACCUGGAGCUUUUUGCUGAUGACCAAGGCCUACUGGAGAAGGUGGAGAAGGCUGCAAUGACAGGGGUCCGAGUCCUGGUGAGGGCCACAGAGCGGGCCCCGUCCUGUCUACAGCUCCUCUCUGUACUGUUUGUCCCACCAAGAGAGACCCACCCCAGCUUCAGUCUGGCCUUCUCCACUGCUCUCCCUGUUCACAGGCUGACCACAGAGCUUCCCAGGCUUCUCCUGUGCAGGCUGCAUGUGGUGGAUCUGUCCCUCAGCACACAGGAGUUGGAGAGAUUCAUGCAAACCCAGCUUCUUGUUCUAGAGGGCAGUCUUCUCCUGAGUCAGCAACAGCAGCUAGAGCAGAACAUGCAUCACCUAACAGAGCAGCUGAGCUCCAGAGAGGCCUCUUUCAUGGAUUACAUAGUGGAGAGUGAGGGCCCCCUGCUGGAGCAGCCUGGUUUCACAGAGGAGGUGCGUGUGUUCCAUGAGGAGACCCAGGAACUGCAGAGGGACCUGCAGCAAGUGGAGGGUGCUCUGAGUGGGUGCUCAAGGUCUUCUCAGCCUCUCUGUGCCCUCAUUGCUGCCAUGUACAGAGCUCUCCAGCAGGUGGCAGUGCUGUCCCCAGCCUACUGCUUCAGUCUAGAGCAGUUUGUGAGUGUAAUGAAGGAGACCCUCUCAUUGAGACCUGGACAGAAGCCUCUCUGCUCUGUGCAUGAAGAAGAGGACCUCUCUCACUGGGUUGUCUCUCAGCUGUUGAUGCACUAUGAGCCUUGUCUGUCCAGGAGCCAUGCACACGUCCUAAAGGUCCUGCUGAGCGUGGCUCUGCUCCACCACAGACAGCUCUGCUCCCAGGCCGAGAGCGAGGCUUUCCUCCAGGGUCUGAAGCCCACUGCCCACCAUCACUCUACCACCGGGACCUACCCAGGGACUUGCCCCAGGAUCUGCCCCAGGACCUGCCCUGAGACCCAGCAGGCUCUGCCACAGUGGAUCCCUGCACAUGUGCUUCCACAGCUGUUGUGCCUGGAGGAGGUUCCUGCCUUUAGGGGCCUCCUGUCGUCCCUCAGCUCUGUUCCAGAGCAGUGGCAGGAGUACCUGAAUGUCCCUUCAUCUGUCACAAGCCAGGUGCCCAUUGAGCCCUACACAGCUGUCACUACUGCAGAGGGCCCUGCUGUGGAGGUCCCUGAAACCUGAGGCGCUUCAUCCUAUAGCUGAGCAGAUAGCUGGGUGUCUUCUCGAUGACGUCUCCUGCUCUGAAGCCCUCCAGGCCCUGUGCAGUCUUUUGCUCUCACACACUGGCCCUGUGGUCCUCACAGGGGCCCCUCACA
This is a messenger RNA of Boleophthalmus pectinirostris (great blue-spotted mudskipper), 8111 nucleotides long. Its product is annotated as dynein heavy chain domain-containing protein 1. The record is from RefSeq and is a predicted model, not a curated record. Lineage: Eukaryota; Metazoa; Chordata; Actinopteri; Gobiiformes; Gobiidae. Gene Ontology annotation, molecular function: ATP binding; minus-end-directed microtubule motor activity; dynein light intermediate chain binding. Gene Ontology annotation, biological process: microtubule-based movement. The transcript is spliced from 24 exons. The coding region runs from base 1 to 7977 and encodes 2658 amino acids. Gene Ontology annotation, cellular component: dynein complex.